AUGGCCUGGGCUUCCUUUUUGCUGCUGCCGCUGCUGCGGGCAGAAGCCCAAUCCUUGCUGCAAGUGGAGGGACAGCUCCGGAGGACACAGCAGGCCGCAGCCAGCCCUCACGAUGCGGCGUGGUUUUAUGCCUUGGAGGCGAUCCAGCCGGCGGAGGCUUUGGAGUCCGAGCAUCCCCAUCCUCGUCUUCGACCGCAAAGACAGCAAGCCACGCUCAGUGUGGCGCAGGGGGAAGUCUCGGAAAACCUCGAGGUGCAAAAGCAUGUUACACAAAAGCCAAGUGUCAGCCACACUUCAACGAAUCUCGAGGCCACCACCCCGUCGCCGAAGGCCGAGCAGACGGAAGGUCCUCUGCAGAAACGUGCGGUCUUGGGCAAUCUCACGUGCUCCAAGCCUGGCUGCGCAGCAAACGUUACCUUACAGCUCUACGACCCUGAGACGGAAUAUGCACGGGAUUGCAACCUAAGUUUGGCGGUUCAUGCCACAGACUUUGAUGACAACUUCGCUGGGGAGCGGGUGGCCAACUUUUUGGCCAACGGUCGCGCAAUGGGUGGAGAUUGCUACCCGUUGGUGAACGGGUGCGUGUCAAAAGCAUCCCGCGAGCUGCUCUUUACGUGCAUCUCCGACCUGCCGGUGGACACUGUCAUAAGUAGAACGGGAAAACUUCGAGUGGACGCAGAGAUUCCUGGAAAUGUAGAUGAAUGUCCAUACCACGGCAACCUGCUGCAUGGUGUUACCACCAUACAGUGUCAUGUUGGCAAGCUUGCGGAUCUCACUACUACAUCUACCACUGCCACUACCACCACAGUUGCAGAGAAUUCGGUGGCCGGUGCAUCUGGUGCGUCUGGCAGACAGGCUUCACCUGAGGACUUGGACUUCGUAAAGAAGUGGCUAGCGGAGCAUCCUGGCAAGUCGAUCGAGGAGAUGCCGGGCUACAGCUCCUUCUACAACUUGAGCAACAUGUCGGACAGGCCGCCCCUGCCUGCCAGCCUUGGGAUUUCGGGCUACUACGGAUCUUCUGCAAGGCAUUUGGAAGCGCAGCUGGGCAGCGGCCCAGGUCACGGCCAAGCCCGGCCAAGAUUCCCUUUCCACCGGCCAACCAACCUGGCCACUCAGGGAGCGCUGCGUUGUGCAGAGAAGGGAUGUUCCACUUCGCUCAUCUUGAACUUCAACCGGACAUUGGCGCAAAUCAACAGGUGCGUGGCGCAGCUUUGGGUCAAUCAGACAGACUUCGACAACUUGGACGGCGCCGAGGAACUCCUAAGUGUCAGUGUCGCCGGCAAAGAGGUGCUGUCGCAGGCGAAGCCUGGAAAGAACCCAUGUCGAAGCGCGUACAAUGGAAAGCCCCUUUCCCUCAAGGAUAUUCGCUACCAUGCCCUUGAAGAUUUGGACAUCACGCAGGCUAUCAGGGAUGGGCCUGUCAGAAUCUCUGCGCAGAUCUCGGACCAAGUGGACGAAUGUCCAAGUAAUGGCUACUUGUUGGACUCUGCUCUGGAGGUGAGCUGCAACAUCUCCACGAUUGGGGCACUGCUGGAAGAGGAUGAGGUGUCUGUUGCGGAUGUCUUGGAUUUGAACAAGGUUCACAAGAACAGAGUGCAUGAAAAGGAGAUCUUGCAACUGGUAG
Molecule: messenger RNA, 1624 nt
Organism: Symbiodinium necroappetens
Lineage: Eukaryota; Dinophyceae; Suessiales; Symbiodiniaceae
Source: the annotation of a GenBank genome assembly